CCCCACCCCCACCCCCACCCCCACCCCGGUGCCGUCCUCCCUCUCCCGUCCAAGGGACUUCUUCUAUUCCUGAAGCCCGGAUAGGAUCAAGAACCCUCCGAACCCUACGUGCGAUCCUCACCGCCGGAACCCUAGAUCCUCCUGGCAAACCCUUGCUCCGGGGAUCGAGCUGGCGAUGGACCAUACAUGGCGGUUCCUGCCGGUUCAAGGCCACCUAUGCCCAGUCUGCUCAACCCCUCACUUCCCCUUUUGCCCGCCUCCGCCCGCGUUCGAUCGUAAUCGGUACGCCAGCGAGCACCUCCGCUGCUUCCCUCCCGAUGUUCACCCGCCCUUCUCCCAGGACCCUCGAUUCCCUUGGCCCCUCUACGACCCGCCGUUCCUGGACCCUAGGGCGGCUCCGCCGAUGCCGUUCCGGAUGCUGGGGGCAAGAGGCUCGGAGCCUUGGGGCAGGAUCCCUCAUCCUGGUUACCUUCUGCCUCAGCGGUUCGUUCAAGAAGAGUUGCUGGAAAGAAAGAACUCCCGGAAGAGGAUGCGAAUAGAAGAUUUUGCGAUGGUAAUCUUCCUCCUCUUCCACAGGGUUCAUUCAAGAAGAGUUCUUAGAAAGAGAGGACUCCCGGAAGAGGAUGCGAGUAGAAGAACUUGCGAUGGGUAAUCUUCCUUCCUCCUCCACAGCCCUACAAUCGGUACGAUUACGCCCCUGGCAGGAUUUCAGCGGAUGAUGAACGAAGAUUGAAUUUGCUUUGAGAUCACGGGCGCCAAAAUUCUACGGAAUGGCCGCAGCAAUUGAAUAGUGAAUCCCCUAUCGGCCACGAUGGCAUGCAGCGUUGGAUCCGAUCACGGUGGCUACGUUGGUUGGAAUGGUCCAAUGUUGGCCAGCAAAAUCACCGUCUGCAAGCAAAUGCAUUCGUGGAAUAUUGGAAUUCCCCGGGAGCGGUGAAUCCUCAUAGCAUCUACAAGGAUUAUAACCUUCAACCUGGGGAAUACGUGGAUGCAAGAAACAUUCACCCUGAUGCUUCUUUUCUGCCUCCCCAAAGUUAUAGAGAGGGUGAUUCUGGAGCAGGUUCGGAAAAUCAUACAGCUAGCAUUGCAGAGGAACGAGCCUUUUAUGAUUCUCGGCAGCAAGCUUCAUAUAUGGCACCUGAUUAUGUGUCGCAAGGUCCACAAGGGAAGUAUUAUCCUAAUGAUCACCAACAGAUCAAUCUAGCAGAGAAAUCCUUUCAUGGAUAUCCAAAGCAUUCUCAGAAUUCUGAAAUGGGUAACUAUCAGCAGGAACAGGAAAGAUCCCAUCCAUGGGAUAUGACGCAACACCCUGCAGAAGACAAAUAUAAAUUCCAUGGCCAGUAUUCUGACGUGAUGCGAACUCGUUGUGAACUUAAGCCUCCAGUUCCCAAGGAUGUUCAUAAGCCGUUUGAACCUGAAACUUUCACUUCAGUAGUACAAGCUGGUCCAGGUGGUGGCAAACAAGGAGGCUAUCUGCCCUUGCCAGCUAAAAGUAACGGUGGUGUCAUGGCUGAAGAAAUGCUUGGUAUACUAAUACACCAUAGGUGCUCUCCCUGAAUUUAGCCUUUGGCAUCCCCUCUUCAUGUUUUGGACUUAAAAAGUGAGGCUGAUGUCCUUGUAAACCUUCAAAUGGAAGUAUGGCACUCUUUCCUCGACCCACAAAAUCGCAUGAGCAAUAAAAUGUUACUCUAUUAGACUUGUAUCA
Molecule: messenger RNA, 1705 nt
Organism: Elaeis guineensis (African oil palm)
Lineage: Eukaryota; Viridiplantae; Streptophyta; Magnoliopsida; Arecales; Arecaceae
Source: RefSeq, a predicted model, not a curated record